Messenger RNA from Beta vulgaris subsp. vulgaris (sugar beet), 1751 nucleotides. RefSeq names its product guanine nucleotide-binding protein alpha-1 subunit. Bases 264 to 1421 code for a protein of 385 amino acids. Gene Ontology annotation, biological process: adenylate cyclase-modulating G protein-coupled receptor signaling pathway. The record is from RefSeq and is a predicted model, not a curated record. Gene Ontology annotation, molecular function: G protein-coupled receptor binding; guanyl nucleotide binding; G-protein beta/gamma-subunit complex binding. The transcript is spliced from 13 exons. Gene Ontology annotation, cellular component: heterotrimeric G-protein complex. Lineage: Eukaryota; Viridiplantae; Streptophyta; Magnoliopsida; Caryophyllales; Amaranthaceae.
AUCUAUCCCCUAAAAAAAAAAAAAAAAAAAACUACUCUACAGUCUAAUACUAGAUUUUCUCAGUCAAAAACUCCAUACAUUUUUCGCCAAUUCGAAUCUGAAAUUUCGUGUUUUCUCUCUCAUCUUCCUCGUGCUCGAAUUGCAGAAGCUCGUUGCAGAUUAAAUUUUCAAGUGUUUGUCAUCCCUGGCCCUGGCCGCCCCUCUUGCCCUUGCUCAGGGACGGGCCUGCAUACAUAACGCUAUAACAGGAGACAACAAUCAGCAUGGGACUACUUUGCAGCAGGCAUCAACAUUCCAACAAACCUGAUCCAGAAAAUGCCCAGGUACAGGCUGCAGAGAUUGAAAGAAGGAUUGAGCGAGAGACUAUUGCUGAAAAGCAUAUACAGAAGCUCUUAUUACUUGGUGCUGGAGAAUCUGGCAAGUCUACCAUUUUUAAGCAGAUUAAACUUUUAUUUCAGAUGGGAUUCGAUGAAGCCGAGUUGAAGACAUAUACUCCUGUUGUUCACGCCAAUGUUUAUCAGACAAUAAAAUUAUUGAUUGAUGCUUCCAAGGAAUUUGCUCUUAGUGAAACAGAUUCUUCAAAGUAUAGCUUGUCCAUCCAUAAUAAGGAAAUUGGAGACAAGCUCUUGGAAAUUGGUGGCAGGUUGGACUAUCCAUGUCUCACUAAAGAACUUUCUGAGGAUAUAGAAAAACUAUGGAAGGAUCCGGCUAUUCAGGAAACUCAUGCUCGUGCUAGUGAACUUCAACUUCCAGACUGUGCUAAUUUUUUUAUGGAACACCUGAAAAGGCUGUCUGAUGUUAAUUAUAUUCCUACAAAGGAAGAUGUUCUAUAUGCUAGAGUCCGCACAACAGGUGUCGUUGAGAUCCAGUUCAGUCCAGUAGGAGAAAAUAAGAAAAGUGGUGAAGUAUAUAGACUUUUUGAUGUUGGAGGCCAAAGAAAUGAACGAAGAAAGUGGAUCCAUCUUUUUGAAGGUGUUACAGCAGUAAUCUUUUGUGCUGCUAUAAGCGAUUAUGACCAAAUGCUCUAUGAAGAUGAGAACAAGAAUCGAAUGCUUGAAACAAAGGAGCUCUUUGAGUGGGUCCUGAAGCAGCGCUGCUUUGAGAGAACAUCCAUCAUGCUUUUCCUCAACAAGUUUGAUAUUUUUGAGAAAAAGGUUCAUAAUGUUCCAUUGAAUACAUGCGAAUGGUUUAAGGAUUACCAGCCAGUUUCUUCUGGAAAGCAAGAAAUUGAGCAUGCCUAUGAGUUUGUGAAGAAGAAAUUUGAGGAGCUGUAUUACCAAUGCACUGCGCCUGAUCGUGUUGAUCGAGUUUUCAAGAUAUACAGAACGACUGCUCUUGACCAGAAGCUUGUGAAAAAGACUUUUAAACUGCUCGACGAGACUUUGAGAAGGAGAAACCUUGUUGAGGCAGGUUUGUUGUGAUAUAGAGAGUCGUAUUUUGGUGUGAGUUCUGUUAAUAUAUUUGAUUAGAGGCGGUCUGGGGAGCAUAUUUUCAAGUGUCAAUUAACCAAAAGAGGGACUAUAUUUUUGACACCAAAAUGUGACUACUGUCAUUAUACUACAUUACAUCUAGAGAUUAUAUUGUUUACUCCCACAUUACAUUGAAUUCUGUUUUAUACAUUGGCUUGCCUCCACCCUGUCGGAGGGCCAGAAUACUUUGUAGCUAAAUGAAGAAUUUUUAUCAGAAGAUUAUUUAGUGACAGCUAAAAAUCCUAAUUGCAUAUAUAUAUUACCUAUACUAAUGUAUAACAA